Molecule: messenger RNA, 1038 nt
Organism: Fusarium poae
Lineage: Eukaryota; Fungi; Ascomycota; Sordariomycetes; Hypocreales; Nectriaceae
Exons: 3
Coding region: 1-1038 (345 amino acids)
Cellular component (GO): peroxisomal membrane
Molecular function (GO): FAD transmembrane transporter activity; AMP transmembrane transporter activity; NAD transmembrane transporter activity
Source: RefSeq, a predicted model, not a curated record
AUGUCGGACAACAUCGACAAGGAGACCACUCCUGAGAUCGACUCCCCUGUCACAAAGGUCGAGAUCACACCAACCAAGAUUGAGAUUGAGAAGGCGCCCGAGGCUCCCGCUAUCCCUCAGAACGACAACGUCGCCCACGCUCUUGCUGGCGCUGGAGGUGGUCUCUUAUCUAUGAUCCUGACCUACCCUCUCAUCACACUCUCUACACGCGCCCAGGUCGAGUCCAAGAAGGCCGAGAGCAAGUUCAGCGAGGCUGUUGGCAACAUCAUCGCUCGUGAGGGUGUCUCGGGUCUGUACUCCGGUAUUAAUUCGGCCCUCUUUGGUAUCAGCAUUACCAACUUUGUUUACUACUACUGGUACGAAUGGACCCGCGCUUUCUUCGAGAAGGCCGCUGCCAAGGCUGGUCGUGCUGGCUCCAAACUCACUACCGUUGAGUCGAUGAUUGCCGGUGCCAUUGCUGGCUCCGCUACCGUUAUCAUCACCAACCCUAUUUGGGUUGUCAACACUCGAGUCACCACUCGCCAGCAGGAGAAGAAGAAGGAUGUCGAGGCCGGCGAGUCUUCUCAGCCUGCCAAGGCUCCCAGCACCAUCGGCACUCUACUGUUGCUACUCAAGAACGAGGGUCCUCAGGCUCUCUUCGCCGGUGUCAUCCCGGCUCUUGUACUCGUCAUCAACCCCAUUCUUCAGUACACUCUUUUCGAGCAGCUGAAGAACACAGUCGAGAAGCGUCGCAAGGUGACUCCUACUGUCGCCUUCUUCCUCGGUGCUCUGGGCAAGUUGUUCGCUACUGCGAUCACCUACCCCUACAUCACUGUCAAGUCUCAGAUGCACGUUCAAAGCGGUCAGAAGGAGGGUUCUCUUGCUGCUCUUUCUCGCAUCGUGCGCGAGAGUGGUUAUUCUGGUCUCUACCGAGGUAUUGGUCCCAAGAUCACCCAGAGUGUGCUCACUGCUGCUCUUCUCUUUGCCUUCAAGGAUGUCCUUUAUGAGCAGACCGUGCGUCUUCGAAUGGCUCAGGCCGCUCGCCGUCGCGUCGCUUAA